This is a messenger RNA of Charadrius vociferus (killdeer), 1098 nucleotides long. RefSeq names its product keratin, type I cytoskeletal 14-like. Gene Ontology annotation, molecular function: structural molecule activity. The record is from RefSeq and is a predicted model, not a curated record. Bases 52 to 1098 code for a protein of 348 amino acids. The transcript is spliced from 8 exons. Lineage: Eukaryota; Metazoa; Chordata; Aves; Charadriiformes; Charadriidae. Gene Ontology annotation, cellular component: keratin filament.
UCCUGUGCCAGCUGUAAUGAAGGAGUCUUCCUGGCUGGCGAAAAGGAGACGAUGCAGAACCUCAACGACCGCCUGGCUGCCUACCUGGACAAAGUGCGUGCCCUGGAGGAGGCCAACACUGACCUGGAGGUCAAGAUCAGGGAGUGGUACAAGAAGCAGGGACCUGGUCCAGACCGCGACUACAGCCCCUACUACAGGACUAUCGAGGAGCUCAGGAACAAGGUGCUGGUGGCCACAGUUGACAACGCUAACCUCCUCCUGCAGAUCGACAACGCCAGGCUGACAGCCGAUGACUUCAGGACCAAGUUUGAGACGGAGCAGGCUCUGCGCCUGAGCGUGGAGGCCGACAUCAACGGCCUGCGCAGAGUCCUGGACGAGCUGACCCUGGCCAGAGCUGACCUGGAGAUGCAGAUCGAGAACCUGAAGGAGGAGCUGGCCUACCUCAAGAAGAACCACGAGGAGGAGAUGAACGCCCUGCGUGGGCAGGUGGGGGGAGAGAUCAGCGUGGAGAUGGAUGCUGCUCCUGGAAUCGACCUCACCAAGAUCCUGGCGGAGAUGCGGGAGCAGUACGAGAGCCUGGCGGACAAGAACCGCAGGGACGCCGAGCAGUGGUUCUUCAGCAAGGGGCCGGCUCCCUGCUGGGUGGGGGGCACGCAGGAGCGCGGGGCAGGGGAGGCAGGGCUGCUGCCGUCCCUCCCACCCUCCGUGCCCCCUGAACCCGUCCCUCUCCUCUGCACGCAGAAAGCGGCGCUGGAGGGCACCUUGGCCGACACAGAAGCCCGCUACGGCACCCAGCUGGCCCAGCUGCAGGGGCUGAUCACCGGCGUGGAGGAGCAGCUGGCCGAGCUGCGGUGUGACAUGGAGCGCCAGAACCACGAGUACAGGGUCCUCCUGGACGUCAAGUGCCGCCUGGAGCAGGAGAUCGCCACGUACCGCCGGCUCCUGGAGGGCGAGGAUGCCCACAUGUCUUCCCACUAUGUCUCCCAGCCUGUGAAAGAAGCACCUGUAACCACCCGUCAAAUCCGCACAAUCUUCGAGGAAGUCCAGGACGGGAAGGUGAUUUCGUCCCGGGAGCAGAUCACGCAGGCUGCCCGCUGA